This is a messenger RNA of Microtus oregoni (creeping vole), 1946 nucleotides long. RefSeq names its product TATA-box binding protein associated factor, RNA polymerase I subunit D (gene Taf1d). Gene Ontology annotation, biological process: regulation of DNA-templated transcription. The record is from RefSeq and is a predicted model, not a curated record. NCBI's taxonomy places the organism in Eukaryota, Metazoa, Chordata, Mammalia, Rodentia, Cricetidae. The coding region runs from base 408 to 1178 and encodes 256 amino acids. The transcript is spliced from 6 exons. Gene Ontology annotation, cellular component: nucleus; RNA polymerase transcription factor SL1 complex; nucleoplasm.
ACGGUCUUUUCGACGUGGUGGAGGAGGAAGACGCCAGUGUUUGCGUUGGGAACCCGGUCUGGCGCGACCGAACGGUGGGGGCCGCGGGUAGGGCAGGCCGGGGCUCUUUGUCGACUGUCCGCACGGAGUCGGCACUGAGAUCGGGCGAGGCGCGGCGGUUGAGGCCUUGGGCCCUGCUCGGAGCCUUUGCAGGCCGCGCGGGCUCCCGGUCGCUGUCGGGCCAGGAAGGUCCUCUAGGUGCCUUGUGCUCCCUGCCUAUAUCUCUUAGAGCGUUUAGAGGCUCUUGUCAGUCUGCCCACGGCGUGUGUUCGCACCAGUAGCUUGACACUCACCACGUGGCCUCCAAACUUGGAGAUUCACAAUUGGAAACCGCCAUACAGAAAACUGGGUAAGGCAGAGAGAAAGUGAUGGCUCAGUCAGAAGGGAACUCUGUUGACUGCAUGACACCUGAUGGAGCUGACGACACUGGAAACCACAGUGAUGACUCAUCUGAAAGCUUAUUUAAAACACAGUACAUUCCUUUACCCACACAAAAGCAAAGAAAGCCUACUGCAAAAUGUGUCAUUUCACCUGCGAACGUUGAAACUGACUCUUCAAGUGACUCCUCUAUAGAACCAAGGCCUUUGACUUUAAAGGCCAUUUUUGAAAGAUUUAAGAAAAAGAAACGGAAAAAGAGGAAAUACAAGCCAAAGUCGAGACCAAGGGAAAGACCAUCUGGAAUAAAGAACACUAGAAACCCUAGGAGGUCACAAAUAGAUGUGAAACAAAUUAAAGACAAAGGAGCUGUGCUUCCAUUCUUAGAAUCUGAAAAUGGAAGAAAACCCUUACCUUGGAAGAAAAUUUUAACAUAUGAGCAAGCUGUUGCAAGAGGAUUUUUUCACCACAUUGAAAAACUCAAGUAUGAGCACCAUCUUAAGGAAUGCUUGGAACAAAUGCAUGCUGGGGAAGAUUUAGAAAAGGAAGACUUCGACAGCCGGAGACACAAGUACAUGGAUGAUGAUGGUCCUCUUUCUCCCAUUGACGAGCCAUUGACAGAAGACGAGACAACAAGUCCUGAGUCUGAAUGCGAUAUCAAAUUGGUUCAAAACAGUUGCUUCAUAAUAAGCUCAGAAUUUCCAAAGAGAAAUUUAGAACAAAAGAAGACCAAGAAAGAAUCUGCAUUCUCUAAAAAAAACUAAGGGUAAACAUAACUGCACAAGAGAGCACGCUGAACAGCCUGGAAAGGAAAUGUACAUCUGACUUAUCAAAGAAGGUAAAGAACACUCAGAAACAGUGACUUAAUAGAAAGACAUGACUACAGGUGUUUCAUUUGGCAAGUACAUGAAGAAAGUACCUGAGCCAGCUUGCGAAAGAAGCCACAGGACUGGGAAAGCAAAUACUUAGGAAUUUCUUUUUAGAGCUUGGAUACUGGAACAUUAAAAACAAUUGUGAUACUGAUCCUGGAAGAAAAAUGCUAAUAGGAAAUCCUACACGUCUUUCUGGUUUCAGGAACCCCAGCCCAGUGACUGAUUCCAAACAAAGUUUUUAAAACAGAAUCAUAUCUUUGUGUUUAGCUUGCAUGAAUGUGUGUAUACAUCCUAGUACCCAGGGCCAGAAAGUAUCAGGGCUCUUGGAAAUGGAGUUUACAAGAUGGUAUUAACCAGCCAUCUUGUGAGGUGAGGGAUGUAAGCUAAAUCACAUCCUCUAAGAAUGCUCUUCUUUGAACAGACUUUUCAUACACUCUUUCUCCCAAACACAGCUCCAGGAUGCUACAACCCCUGUGUGCUAACUUCUGACUAGGUGUGUAGUUCUUUAGUCAAAGAGUGUCUUUCCCUAGGAUACUUCAUACAUCCUGUGGUCACACUGUAAAGCUGGCUUUUGUGGGCAGCACUUGUGUAUGUUUUUGUUCAGGUGGUGGACAAAGGCAGGUUAGACAGGUGCAAAAAUAAAUCCUCUUUUGCAACCCA